Messenger RNA from Zingiber officinale, 2369 nucleotides. RefSeq names its product protein MKS1-like. The record is from RefSeq and is a predicted model, not a curated record. Gene Ontology annotation, cellular component: nucleus. The transcript has 2 exons. Bases 100 to 801 code for a protein of 233 amino acids. NCBI's taxonomy places the organism in Eukaryota, Viridiplantae, Streptophyta, Magnoliopsida, Zingiberales, Zingiberaceae.
GCGAUACUUGAAACACGAACCAACUAACGUCCGCGUCCCUCAAACGAACCUUUUUCCUUCUCCGCCUACUCGUUUCCUUGACCACUCCCCCACAAACUUAUGGAUCCGUCGGAUCUCCGACCGUCGCCGCGGCGAGAGCUCCAGGGUCCCCGCCCAUCUCCUCUCAAGGUCGGGAAAGACUCCUACAAGAUCCGGAAACCGCCAAUCGUUCCGCCCCGCCACCGCCACCCGCCUGCAGGUGACCCUCCGCCGCCGCGGCCCCGCGACCCGGUCAUCAUCUACACCGUUUCCCCCAAACCCAUCCACAUCGAGCCCAGCGAAUUCAUGACCCUGGUUCAGAGGCUCACCGGCUCCGGCUCCUCCUCGGCCGAUCCGCCCCUCCCGGCCGCUCCGAUUCCUCUGCCCCGGUCCGGGGCGAUCUCCCCUGCCGCCCGCAUCGCCUCCUUCGAGAGAUCGGCAUCCGCGUCUUCGCCGCGCGUGAGGGAGGCCAGGGCGCAGCCGGGGGUUUCGAGUCGGUGGGAGAUCGAGGGUGGGCCGACCCUCGACCCGACCGCCUCCUUCCCUGGGAUCUUGUCGCCGGUGCCGGCCUCGCUCCCGCCGAUCUCCCCCACUCUUUUCACGCCGCCGGCGUUCGACCCCGGCGUGAUUAGCUUCUUCCACGACUUGAGCCCAAUUUUCGCCAACAACAGCUUCAAUAGCAACUUCAUCAACAAUAGCCCCGUCGCCAAUUUGCUCUCCACUCCUACCGUGCCUUCCCCCGGAGCCUUUUGGGAUCUCAUGAGCCAAUUUCCAGAUAUCUGACCGAAGAUCAAGCUUCAAUUCGUUCGUUCUAAAAACAAGAUCAGGAUCACGAUCCCUGUUGCUACUCCGAUCGAUCACCCGCUGACUUUUCAGUUUCCAGUUCACAAAGGUUCGAAAUUUGUUCAUUCUUUCUCAUUCUUAAAUUAUCAAAAUCCUCACGAAAAAAAACAAAUUUGCUGGGGGUAUUCUGAUAAUGUUGAGGAUUAGGUGAGUAAUUAAGUUUAUUACGGCACGAGGGAUAUAAAAUUGAUUGUGAGCUCAUCUUCGUAAUAAUAAAUUAGUAGCAGCCGGCAAACUUGAAGGGUUUUAGCGUUGAAAACUUAAGUGUUAGGUAAACGUUAUCUGUGUAGUUGACAUUUAAUCGACACGUUUACAAAUAGAUGUCAAUCAACCUGCAACUAAUCUCAUUUUACCAAAAAAAAAAAAAUUCUAAAAAUAAAUGUAAAAGAUUUUAUUUUGAUUGGUCAGAUUCUAACUAUUUAAUAUUGUUCUAAAAAAAAAAUACUAUCCAAAAAAUAUUUUUUUUGGUAAUUACAACAUCUAUUUAAUUUUGUAAGUUAAAUUUAUAAAUAUAUUCUUAUUUUAUUCUUUUAUUAUGUUGUCUACAAAAAUUAAUUUUUCUAUUCUAUUAAAAUAUUGUUUUAAAAAGAUCAAACUAACACGACAAUAACAGAUUAUAUAACGAAUUUGGAUUAUUUAACUAAUCAGUUUUUAAAUAUUUGUAAACUUUAAAAAUUCCUUUCCCUCUUUCUUUCAAGAAAUCACAAAAAACUAUAAAUAUUCAAACCAUUGUCAGACACAAGCAAUGUCAACGGUCUUUCCUUUUUGUGGGAAAGGAUCUUGUGUUAUACUUCACAUAUGCAAGUGAUUGCCUUCUGCUAUAUACAUUGGCAAACAAAAAAUCCCUCUUUUUCCCUAGACUUGGGGAAAUAAGACAAUGAACACUGAUCUAUUAUGAUCAUCAUUUCACUCUCUCAACCAAACACAACAUUGAUGAGAACUGAUCUAUUAUGAUCCUCCAUUCGCCUUAUACUGCCCACACUUCCCGGACUCAUCACGACCGACAAUACAAGUCCUUACUCCUAACAGGUAAACCAAAAUUGUGGAAGGAUCUAAUCGCCCCGUCAUUUCCUGCUGUUACAAUGACUGUACUCCAUGCGCCUGCUUGCUUAGGUGUGAGGCUCCAACAAUCUCCACGAAGUCGUAGACAGUGUUCGCGAGUGUCUCCAGAUUGCAAUGGCAGCUUCGUCUGGCAGGAAAGCUUCUCCUCCGGCCAUGUAGCUGAUGAUCUUGAGGAACCGUCAGGAAAAAGCCAUGCUCCAAGAGAGAUGCAGUCUGGAUUCUUUAGCCAAGGGAUUGAUUCUGAUGUUGCUCUGCGGGGUUGAGUGGGAACCUGAAUAUUGUCACUUGUGAUUGUUUCUCCGUUGACCAUGCCGGGCCACAGCACUGCGAUGGAUGUACCUUCAGAAUAGAAGAACUCUGAAGCACGGGCCAACUUGGCACCUCUGUAUAGUUGUUUGUCAAAUUUAUCGCAACUCCAGAUGUAGACAUUUGAGUCCUCGCCUACA